UGAGCAACUCUGUUUCUUUUUUCAACUUUUCAUGUACAGAUAUGGUUUAUGGGUGAGUUUUGUCACAUGCCAGCGGAAUUCGAUAGUGUGGCGGGUGCAGUUUUAGAAAAUUGUGAAGGCCCUAAGGAGAAGCUGGAUCCCAAUAAUGAUAAUCAAGAUAAGCAGAAUCAUGGAGUCCAACUGGCUUCUUCUGGUGAACACCAGAUGUCGUCAUCCUCCGAUGAAUUGAGAAGGGCUACUUCUUGGAGGAAUAUAGUAACAGACAGAGGCCUUAGUGUAACUGGAGAAGAUUCGAGAAACCCCAAGUUUUGGUCAAAGGUGUGCUUACAUAACAUGGCGAAGUUAGCUAAGGAGGCAACAACUGUACGGCGUGUUCUGGAGUCCCUGUUCCGUUAUUUUGAUAAUGCUGAUCUUUGGUCUCGUGAACACGGAGUUGCCCUCGUUGUUUUGCUUGACAUGCAAUCUAUUAUGGAAAAUUCUGGGCAGAACACACACUUCUUGCUGUCUACUUUGAUCAAGCACCUUGAUCACAAGAAUGUCCUUAAAAAUCCAAAUAUGCAGAUAGAAAUUGUUGAAGUUGCCAGCUCCCUUUCUAAGGCAACAAAGGCUCAGCCAUCUCUGACGAUAGUUGGUGCGUUUAGUGAUAUGAUGAGACAUCUCCGCAAGAGCAUACUCUGUUCAGUUGAUGACUCGGAACUUGGGGAAGAAGUAAUUCAAUGGAACAGAAAGUUUUACACAGCAGUUGAUGAAUGCCUUGUACAGAUGUCCCAGAAGGUAGGAGAUGCUGGUCCUAUUCUUGAUGUGAUGGCAGUGAUGCUGGAAACAAUUUCAAAUGUAACAGUUAUGGUGAGAAAUACAAUGGCUGCUGUUUAUCGAACUGCUCAGAUAAUUGCAUCCUUACCAAAUCUUUCAUAUAAAAACAAGGCUUUCCCUGAGGCAUUAUUCCAUCAAAUUCUUUUAGCUAUGGUCUCCCCGGACCAUGAAACAAGACUUGUGGCACAUCGUGUCUUUUCUGUUGUACUUGUCCCAUCUUCAGUUUGCCCCCGUCCUACCUCUGUCCAUCCACGGUCAACAAAGGCUUCUGGUAUUCAGAGGACCCUAUCUAGAACCGUUUCAGUGUUUUCUUCUUCAGCUGCGCUUUUUGAUAAAUUAAAAAAAGAACAAUCUCCCUCUCAUGACAAUGUGGCUGGAAAGGAAAAAACAUUCAAUGCUAAAUCAAUGGUGAAAAACCAAUCCAUGUUGAAAAGAUUAACAUCAACCUAUAGUCGAGCUUAUACUGUGAAAAGGAAUUCGUUACCAGGAACUGAUGAAGGAAAAGAGAUUGGUAACACGGAAGAGGAGCAGGAUGGAAUUUCUCUCAAGCUGAAAAUUCGACAGAUCAGCCUCUUGCUGUCUUCACUGUGGGUGCAGGCAAUCUCUCCUGCAAAUACUCCAGAGAAUUAUGAAUCAAUUGCUCAUACUUACAGCUUGGUGGUGUUAUUUUCACAAACAAAGAAAUCCAGCCAUGAGGCUCUUAUUCGAAGUUUCCAGCUAGCAUUUUCUUUGAGGAACAUUUCUAUUGGAGGGAAAGGAUCUCUACCACCAUCACGUCGCAGGUCACUCUUUAUGUUGGCGACAUCCAUGAUUAUUUUCCUAUCUAAAGCCUACAACUUUAUCCCAGUUGUUGCUUGUGCUAAAGCUGCAUUGACAGAUAAAACAGUUGAUCCUUUUCUUCAGCUGGUAGAUGACUGUAAACUGCAAGCUGUAACUGGUAAUACAGAGCAGGCAGUCAAAGUUUAUGGUUCGAAAGAGGAUGACGAUGAUGCCCUGAAAUCACUUUCAGCAAUACAACUAUCUAGUAACCAAACUACAGAAUAUUUUGCUUCAAUAAUAGUGGAGAGCUUGAGGAAUUCUUAUAAAAAUAAGACUGCUGCUAUAAAGGAUCAGUUGCUUAAAGAUUUCCUUCCUGAUGACGUUUGUCCUUUGGGAGCUCAGCUAGUCUCAGAAACCUCAGGACAGAUCUACCAAUUCGGUUCAGAGGAUGAUAAAAGUCUGGACGAGCAGGUUGGGGACCCGACGCUGCCCAUCUUAGAGGAUGGCGUACCAACUGAGAAUAAGAAUAUAUCUAACUCACACCUUACUCUGCAAAUUCCAGACCUCUUAACUGUCACUCAGUUCCUCGAUUCAGUAUCAGAUACAACACUGCAAGUAGGAAGACUCUCUGUCUCAACUUCUGAUAUGACAUACAAGGACAUGGCAGGCCAUUGUGAGGCCCUUCAAGCAGGGAAGCAGGAAAAGAUGUCACAUUUAAUGAUUGCCCAAGCGUCUCGAGAAAAUCCUUUUGACUUUUAUGGACAGGACUAUAUCCAGGCAAAUAUGAAGCCGUCUUACAGCUGCGUUGAUAUGAAAUCUACUCCAGUUCACGUCAAACAUGGCUCUGACUCCAAUUUGUCGAAUCCCUUUAUCAAUGUCACUCCAACGCCAUGUGCAACUGAAUCCCAGUGUCAUCCCAACUUCUUUGCACUACCUGCUUCAAGUCCAUAUGACAACUUUUUGAAGGCAGCUGGAAGUUAAUGUCAUCAGUUCAAGAGUUUGAGAGGUAGCAAAAGCUUGAAGAAUCUCACUUUUGUCUAAAUUUUUGCAUCACUCUACUGCUAAUAUAGAUUGCAAACAAUUUUGGGGUCUGCUCAUUGGAACAUAUUCUGAUUUCUUUCUUCUUGUAUCGUUCUUCCUAUCCAUUUGAUCCGAGAAAAGUUACUAAGAUUCAUAGAAAUGAGGGAAUUUUGUAUAGAAUAUUUUAAAAAGAACGUAAGAUUCUAUAUGUUGAGCUUAGGCUGGCAAAUAUCAACUCUAUGCUAUGUAUAUAUGAUCUUUAUAACUACAAUUCAUCAAUGAAGGCAUUACUUUUCUUUCCUGGUUUA
Messenger RNA from Nicotiana tabacum (common tobacco), 2900 nucleotides. NCBI's taxonomy places the organism in Eukaryota, Viridiplantae, Streptophyta, Magnoliopsida, Solanales, Solanaceae. The record is from RefSeq and is a predicted model, not a curated record.